GUCAAACAAGCAGGUAUUUAUAAUCGUCUUUUUAAGAUGGAAUGAAUCACAGUCUUGUGCUUUGCUUUCAGUAGUUAAGGUAUUUGUGUGGUGACCUAAUGGUGGUUUCAGGUGAGGAAGAAUGACUGGCACAGACUUGGUGGUGAUUCAACCUCCUGAUCUCAAGUUCACAUUCGACUUGCUAAAACAAAGAUCAUGUUCUGUUUACUUGACCAACAUCACAGGACUAGAGAUUUCUCUUUGUGGGAACCUUCUUCAUCCUGGAAUGGGGUCUGGUUUGGCUGUAGAAGUAUUUGAUGCAAAUCGCAUAUCUGAAAUGGAAUUUAAAAACUCUGCAAAAUCAAUUAUUAAAAAUGAAAAUUUGGUUGUGAGGGUCCAUGGGAAGUACUUGUCAUGGGAGAAAGCUGUUCCGUUUGUACUGGGGAUGUCUGCUUAUGAAUUUCCCUUUGAAAUUGAAGGAUCUAUGGUCUGAUGUUCUUGGUCGGUUCAUGCCUUUGGUCGGGAAGGAUUGGACUCAUUCUGGAAUUGCAAGACUUUUUUCGGAAAUAAAGGUCUGAUGUUCUUGGUCGGUUCAUGCCUUUGGUCGGGAAGGAUUGGACUCAUUCUGGAAUUGCAAGACUUUUUUCGGAAAUAAAGUUUUCGGUAACUCAUGGAUAUCGAGCUGAAGGAAUGAGCCAUCAAGACCCAAACAUGAUAAUGUUGUCGAUCGAGACCGUGAUCGGGCUAGUGAAGAUAGACGCGGCCGAAGAGACGUACAGUAACAAGGGCUUAGCAAGGGCCAGAGGAUUGUUUAAGGAAGGGAAGCGUGAAGCGUAAUACGUGAGAUCGUGGGGAUUUGGAGGGGAUCGUUAAUGGGUUUCUCGACCACAAUUAGGGUACAAUCCAUGAUAUUUUACAACAUAUAUAGCGAUGCACGAUUGCCUUACCUUAUACAAGCUAAAUCAGGGUAAUCUAAGAAUACAAGAGUUAUAUUUCAUUUUAUGUUGUUCUUAUUUAGAUACGAGUUAGUUCUUUGUGCUUCUAUAGCCGUUGGGCUAAAUCCCAUCAAUAACUUGAUUGAUAAAAAAAUAUGGGGAAUAAAAUAUUUCAUAAAAAAGGGAUGAUUAU
Messenger RNA from Cuscuta campestris, 1107 nucleotides. The record is from the annotation of a GenBank genome assembly. Lineage: Eukaryota; Viridiplantae; Streptophyta; Magnoliopsida; Solanales; Convolvulaceae.